CUGGCCGUGUAGCAAACUGGAGUGGGGAAGGGGUUCAUAUGUAGGGUGACAGAGAGAUCCCUGGGCCAGGGCAGCCUUCUAAGAGGAAUCAGGCCUGGAAAACCCAUCUCAGGUGGGAGGUCCUGUCCACUUUCCUGCCACCCCCCAACCACACUAACAAUCCAUUUCACCUCCAAGUGGAACCAACCUGCAGUGGGGUCUUCCCUGGCCAGGCCCAUGGCUGCAGGAACCAGACAAGGCUUGCCAGCAGGCUGCAAAGGGCUCUGUCUUAUUGACACUAGUGUCCCCUGUAGGGGAGAAUGCAGUCCUAAGGACACAUCUGGCUCUGCAAGAGACUUGGCUGUGGGUAGAAUCCCCCUUUCAGGACCUGUGGGCAACUAUGCUGUUGCCAGGCCUGAGACAGCAGGCCUAGGCUGGCUCAGCCAAAGGGAUUUCACAGCCUCCUGGGCCUGCCCCCAGGAUGGGAGUGCUCUGACUGCAGCCCCUGGGGAGGAGCCUGUCACCCUUGAGCACCCAGUGAUGGGGGGCUCCAUCACUCACUUUAAAGACAGGGCCCUGAGGCUCUGCACAGUGGUUCUAGCAGCAGGAGCUCACUCCUCGUUUCUCCUGGGGGAGCCUCAGGUUUAACUCAGGAGGUCACUUAUCCUCAUGCCAGCCCUAGGAAGCUGCUGCAGGGUGGAGGGGAGAGGUGAGAGCCUGGCCAGCCAGAGCACUGCACACCAGCAGGAAGGGCACCUAGGAUGGUGGUGGUGUCUGGGUGCCAGGAAGCCCUGUGCUCUGGGCCAUACACAUCCCACACGCAUGUGCCCAAGAAGCGUGUGAACACAUGCUAGCAGCUGUGUGCCCACUUUCCACACAGACAUAGGACACGGGACUGGGAAUAUGGGGGAGCUACCCCAGACAGUGGACUGUACUCAGUGCACAGCCUCUGACUCCACUGGAUCCCCAAUACCUACAAGCCCUACACAGCCAAGUGCUGGUCCCCACACUCCCUAUUGGGAGGAGUGGCUGUGCCUGGAGCCCCUCACAGCUGUAAUGAUUUGUGAACCUGAUUACUGUGCAACUCCCAGGUUAGCUGCUCAGGAAACACGUCUGGGGGAAAGCCAUGACUCAGCAGUCUUUGGAGUAAAUAAUUUAACUGCAUGAUCCCAAGACAUUCAGCACUGCCUACAGGUCAGUACCAGACUCACCACCCUUGCUCUCCCACCUGCUCACAGUAGCCAGGGGCUUCAGGGGACAGGCCACCCUCAGCAUCCCACAGCCUUCUGAGCCUGUGAGGGGCUUCUCAGGUAAGAGCCAAAUCUGGGCCCCGGAUGACUUGACCGCAGAGGCAGCUCACUGGGCAGAAGCAGAAGCCAAGGACAACUGGUCAGGACCCCUAGACCCUAUGGCUUCCUAAGGGACCCUCAGGCUUAAGGCAGCUCACAGGUAGUCUUUCUGCUGCACAACUGGACCCUAGGGACCCUAUGUGGUGGUGGCUUUGGAAGAAAACAGAGCUCUCAUCAUGUUCCCUAUGGGGCAGCACCAUUCCCACUACCCAGGGAGUCCCCAGGCCCCAUGUCCUGGGCUCUAAGGGAGAAAGAGCACUGACUAAACCCUGCUGUGCAGGGAGUGCUCUGGAGGCUGUGAACAGGGCAGAGUGGACCUGAGCCAUGAUCAGCCUGGCCUCUAAGCACCACCUCCCUGGCCCACUAGUGCAAAGGAAAUGUAAGGAUGGCCCUUCCAGCUCUGCUGGCCUGGGGUGGCUGUUUGCAGAGGGCUAGACUCCCUCUGGGAGGUUGGCCUGGGAACAGUGCUGUACAGACUGGUCAAGGUCUUGGGCAAGCACCUAAGGGAGGACCCUACAUACUUUUUGGGCAAGGGACACACCCCUAUCACUCCACCUCCCUCCCAGCUGGCUCUGGGGUCACUCCCCAGGCAGACUUGGAGUCCCAGCAUCCAAAGGCUUGGCGGGCACACGAGACCCCCUUCCAUAUAGCCAGUAUGUGGCCCACGGUGCAGAGGUGAUGAAGGGGCCAGCUGAGGUGUCAAGAGGGGAGGGGCUCUAGAGUGGGCACGAGGGGACAAGUGAAGCCCUUCACCAGGCCAAGGAGGCAGACAGGGAGCAGCAAGGGCUCAUGCCUGGGUCUCUGACAGCCUGUCCUGCGGCACACAUGUGAACCGCUGGGCAGGCUCCUUCCUCCAGGGGGUGAGUGGCAGGAGCUCUGCUGGGCCACCCCUAGCACCACUGGCCUCAGCAGCCCCUGCAUGUAGCCCAUCAUGGCAAUCACUUCUUACCCCACAGCUGAACCCUGGAGUAAGCUGGACCUGACGUCCCACACGCAGGGCCAGGGUCUGGGCUCACACUGCUGGGAGGGGCACAGCACCCAGCCCCUGAGAGCAGGCAACCCAGGACCCUACACGCUCCCCUGCUACAGAAUGGAUGUGAUCCCUGAGCCUCUGCAGCACAGCAGGGGGUUGGUGCUGGUUCGAAGGCAGCCGCCAGUGCCCCAGGGUCUGCGCAGGACGCUGAAGGCCAGGCUGCUACAGAGGUGCACAUGUAGCCUGCCCCGAGCCCAGGCACUGCUGCAGGACCUGAUCCCUGCCACGCGCUGGCUGCGCCAGUACCGCCCACGGGAGUAUCUGGCAGGUGAUGUCAUGUCAGGGCUGGUCAUUGGCAUCAUCCUGGUGCCACAGGCCAUUGCCUACUCCCUGCUGGCUGGGCUGCAGCCCAUCUAUAGCCUCUACACGUCCUUCUUCGCCAACAUCAUCUACUUUCUCAUGGGCACUUCACACCAUGUCUCUGUCGGCAUCUUCAGUCUGCUCUGCCUAAUGGUGGGGCAGGUGGUUGACCGAGAACUCCAACUGGCUGGCUUCGACCCCUCCCAGGACAGCCUGGGGCCUAGAGCCAACGGCAGUAUCCUCAAUGACUCAGCUACCACCCUAGUCCUCCGGCCACCUGACUGUGGGCGGGACUGCUACGCCAUCCGCAUCGCCACCGCCCUCACACUGGUGGCUGGGGUUUACCAGGUCUUCAUGGGCAUCCUCCAGUUGGGCUUCGUGUCCACCUACCUCUCACAGCCCCUGCUUGACGGCUUUGCCAUGGGGGCCUCAGUGACCAUCCUGACCUCGCAGCUCAGGCACCUCCUGGGUGUGAGGAUGCCUCGGCACCAGGGGCCAGGCAUGGUGGUCAGCACAUGGCUAAGCCUGCUGCACAACGCCAGCCAAGCCAACUUGUGUGAUGUGGUCACCAGCACCGUGUGUCUGGCAGUGCUGCUGGCUGCUAAGGAGCUCUCAGACCGCUGCCGGCACCGCUUGAGGGUGCCACUGCCUACAGAGCUCCUGGUCAUUGUGGUGGCCACUACUGUGUCCCACUUUGGGCAGCUCCAUGAGCGCUUUGGCUCAAGUGUGGCUGGUGAUAUCCCCACUGGCUUUGUGGCCCCGCGGGUGCCAGACCCCCAGCUUAUGCAGCGUGUGGCCUUGGACGCUGUGGCCCUGGCCCUUGUGGGCUCAGCCUUUUCAAUCUCACUGGCAGAGAUGUUCGCCCAUAGCCAUGGCUACUCUGUCCGUGCCAACCAGGAGCUGCUGGCCGUGGGCUGCUGCAACGUACUGCCUGCAUUCUUCCACUGCUUUGCCACCAGUGCUGCCCUUGCGAAGAGCCUAGUAAAGACCUCCACUGGCUGCCGUACGCAGCUGUCCAGCGUGGUCAGUGCUGCUGUGGUCCUACUAGUGCUGCUGGCGCUGGCCCCACUGUUCCGGGACCUGCAACGCAGCGUGCUAGCCUGUGUGAUCGUUGUCAGCCUGCGUGGGGCCCUAAGAAAGGUGAGGGAGCUCCCUCAGCUAUGGCGGCUAAGCCCACCUGAUGCAGUGGUCUGGGUAGGCACUGCAGCCACUUCUGUACUAGUCAGCACUGAGGCUGGGCUACUGGCUGGUGUGAUCCUUUCACUGCUCAGCCUGGCAGGCCGGACGCAGCGCCCACACACAGCUUUACUUGCCCGCAUCGGGGACUCGGACUUCUAUGAGGACACCACAGAAUUUGAGGGCCUCAUCCCUGAACCUGGGGUCCAGGUGUUCCGCUUUGCAGGGCCACUCCACUAUGCCAACAAGGACUUCUUCCUACAGUCCCUCUACAGCCUGACGGGGCUGGAUGCAGGGCGCUUGGCAGCCAGAGGGAAGGAACCGGGCUCAGAGGCGGAAGCCAGUGAGAGAGAUCCUGUCGACAGCAAAGACCCAGGCUCCGUGAGUACCAGGGCUGCACUGGUGUCCACAGCAGCCAGCUUCCACACGGUGGUCAUUGACUGUGCCCCACUGCUGUUUCUGGACGUGACUGGCAUGGCCACACUACAGGGUCUGCGCCAGGAUUACAUGGCCCUGGGCAUUAGCCUACUCCUGGCCUGCUGCAGCCCUCCAGUGAGGGAUGCUCUAAGGAGAAGUGGCUUCCUCACAGAGGAUGAGGGGAGCGUGGCUGAGAAGCAGCUGUUCCACACUGUACACAGCGCCGUGCUGGCUGCUCGUGCCCGCCAUGGGGAGCUGGCAGCUGCGGACUCUACCCUCUAACAGGCAGGGCCUGCUCACAACUCUCCUGAGCUUGUGGCACAGGUCUGCAGCCGGCACUGAGAUCCUUUGAGGGAGCAAUGCCCAGCUGCAGUUGUCACUACCUCCAUCCUGGGGCCCCAGAGCAUUAGUUGGGGACAGGGAAGGGACACUCUGACCAAACACGAGGACCUCAGACACUCAGUAAUCAAGAGCCUUCACCUUCAAGGCAAGUGCUGCCCCCCAAUGUGGGCCCAGCCCUGAUGCCAGGCACCCACAUGAUCCCUCGGCCUGAGUGCAGAAGUGCCGCACCCAACCCGACACUCUGCACCCCACCUGAUACUCUGCGUGCGUCACUGUCUUGUUUAAAUGAGGGUCCCUGCAAAUCAUGAAGCCAGAAGAACACACUAUCCCAGGGCCUGUCCAGCCUCUGCCCUGCAGCAUAGGCACAGGAAGAGUUCUCUUUCUCUAAGCCCUCCACACCCAAGUGCCCCCAGGCCUCACCCUCAGAGUGACAGCCUGCCUUAGGGGCCAAAGGUGGUGUGACCAAUAGAACCUCAACCCAGCACUGGGGCCUGGCCUGCAAAGCCAUGUGCCACAGGUCAAGCAAAUGUGACCACACUUCCCGUGGGUCCCUGGAGUAUAACCAGUAGGGACAUCCUCCCUCACCCACUCCCCAAAAGGAUGCCGUGAUAGGAAGUGAAGGAGCCCCGGGUCCUCUGAGCACCAGCCCAGCCCUGCCCCAUCUGACACAGCACAGGCCAGUCGGGCUUCCUUACUUGGCCUGGUCAUCUCUGCAAGGAAGGCUCUGGCCAGCUGCCCCCAGGAGUCCCAGCCUCCACAGCACCCACCUGGCUGUGACGAGGUCCAGCAGCCAGUGGGUCCGGACCUGCUCAAUGCCAUGGUGAGGGACAGCACCUACAUAUGCGAAGUUGAGCUGCUGGUCCCAGCUGAAGAAAUGGUCGGCCUGGUCAUGUGGCAGUGGAGGGCUGGGAAUGGAAGAGGUGGCUGUAAGUCCUGAGCCUUGGGCCCUGGUCAGUUGUGCAGCCUUCCUGCAUGUCUGGCCCCUAUAAUCCAGGACUCAGGGCUACUGGGGAACCCCAGAUAACAGGCUGGUGCCUGCCCACUCAGUAAAUAAUAAAAUUACAGUAAUCAGGGACAA
Molecule: messenger RNA, 5674 nt
Organism: Otolemur garnettii (small-eared galago)
Lineage: Eukaryota; Metazoa; Chordata; Mammalia; Primates; Galagidae
Gene: SLC26A1
Product: solute carrier family 26 member 1
Exons: 2
Coding region: 2260-4536 (758 amino acids)
Biological process (GO): transmembrane transport
Cellular component (GO): membrane
Molecular function (GO): bicarbonate transmembrane transporter activity; sulfate transmembrane transporter activity; chloride transmembrane transporter activity
Source: RefSeq, a predicted model, not a curated record